Molecule: messenger RNA, 1388 nt
Organism: Cuculus canorus (common cuckoo)
Lineage: Eukaryota; Metazoa; Chordata; Aves; Cuculiformes; Cuculidae
Gene: TWIST1
Product: twist family bHLH transcription factor 1
Exons: 3
Coding region: 131-700 (189 amino acids)
Biological process (GO): regulation of transcription by RNA polymerase II; developmental process
Molecular function (GO): protein dimerization activity; DNA-binding transcription factor activity, RNA polymerase II-specific; RNA polymerase II transcription regulatory region sequence-specific DNA binding
Source: RefSeq, a predicted model, not a curated record
GCGCAGGGGGUGCACGGACACCCCAUAACCUCCCGCCUCGGCCCCCCCUGCACCACCUCAAAACCGAGUUGGAACCGAAGGAGCCUGAGGAAGAAACCGCGGAGAAGGAAGCCGAGAAAGAGAUUGGGAGAUGAUGCAGCAGGACGAGUCAAACUCGCCAGUCUCCCCCGCCGACGACAGCUUGAGCAACAGCGAAGAGGAGCCGGACCGGCAGCAGCUGCCCAACAACAAGAGAGGGGGGCGCAAGCGCCGCUCCAGCCGCCGCAGCGCCGGCGGCGCCGUCGGGGCCGCGGACGAGCCCUGCAGCCCGGCCCAAGGCAAGCGAGGCAAGAAGUGCGGGGCGGGCGGGGGCGGCGGGGGCGGCGGCAGCAGCAGCGGCGGCGGCAGCCCCCAGUCCUACGAGGAGCUGCAGACCCAGCGGGUCAUGGCCAACGUGCGGGAGCGGCAGCGCACGCAGUCGCUGAACGAAGCCUUCGCCGCCCUGCGGAAGAUCAUCCCCACGCUGCCAUCGGACAAGCUGAGCAAGAUCCAGACCCUCAAGCUGGCGGCCAGGUACAUCGACUUCCUCUACCAGGUCUUACAGAGCGACGAGCUGGACUCCAAGAUGGCAAGCUGCAGCUAUGUGGCCCACGAGCGGCUCAGCUACGCCUUCUCCGUCUGGAGAAUGGAGGGCGCCUGGUCCAUGUCCGCAUCCCACUAGCAGGCGGCGUCCCCCACCCGCAUCCCCUCGGCAGGAGCCCUAGAUGACAUUGCUCCCACAGAAGGAGAAAAUGGACAAUCUAGAGACUCUGAAGUUGGAUACGAUUUUUUUUGUCUUAAAAAAAAAUGUACCGAGGAUUUCUUGGAAAUUAGAAGAGCAAUAUCCAAAUUCAAAGCAGGGCGUGGGGAGCACUUAAGGAAUGAGAAAGAGACAAGGGCUUUGGACAGUGACUAUCCUUUGGGCGUCGGUACAAUCCACACAUCUCUGCAUUCUGAUAGAAGUCUGAAUCGAUCAAUUUUUUUAUUAUUAUUUUGACGAAGAAUGUUGGAAUUUAACUUUUUUUUUAUUUUAAUUUGCCUUUUUUUUUUUUUUUGCAUGCAUUCCCAAGAGGUCGUGCCUUUGAGCCACUGAUGAAAGGAAUUAUUGUGGACUUUCUUCAUUCUUGAAUGAAACCAACCAACCAACCAAAAAUAUCCCUGUAGAGAUGAAAACUUUUUUUUUUUUUUUUUUUAGGGGGGAAUAAGCUGGGCUCAAGCUGUUACAUACCCAGUUCCUAACUUUUUUAUUAUUAUUAUUUUUCCUCUGAGAAAAAAAAUAAACAUUUUAUUUAUUUAUUGAUGACCCAUGUUAAAAUGCAAAUAGAUCCGGUGUCUAAAUGCAUUACUAUUUUUAUGAUCGUUUUGUAAAU